AUGAAGAAGGGACGUGCAGCCAAGCAAUGCAAGAUGAGGAUGGCUCAGGGUUGCCAAGUGGCCACGCUGUUGAACUGUGCUGACAACAGCGGUGCCAAGAAUCUGUACAUCAUUGCCGUCAUCGGAAUCGGUGGUCGCUUGAACAAGCUGCCGAACUGCUCUCCGGGUGAUCUGGUGCUGUGCAGUGUCAAGAAAGGCAAGCCCGAGCUUCGUAAGAAGGUGCUCAAAGGCGUCGUCAUCCGUCAGAAGAAGGCCUGGAGACGUCGUGAAGGUGUUUACGUCUAUUUCGAGGACAACGCCGGUGUCAUUGUGAAUGACAAGGGUGAGAUGAAGGGCUCUGCUAUCCAGGGCCCUGUGGCCAAGGAGUGCGCAGAGCUCUGGCCCAAGAUCGCCUCGUGCGUGGGGAACUCAGUGCCG
Molecule: messenger RNA, 417 nt
Organism: Symbiodinium sp. CCMP2456
Lineage: Eukaryota; Dinophyceae; Suessiales; Symbiodiniaceae
Source: the annotation of a GenBank genome assembly